Cricetulus griseus (Chinese hamster) is the source of this 2560-nucleotide messenger RNA. Lineage: Eukaryota; Metazoa; Chordata; Mammalia; Rodentia; Cricetidae. The record is from RefSeq and is a predicted model, not a curated record.
CGCGCCUGGUUGCUAGGGGCAGAGGCGCGGGAGCCGGUGGAAGCUGCAGAUGCCAGCUUCUCGUGCCUGCGGGCCUUGGUGCCAGCCCGCCGAUUCAGAAGUAAAUACAUUGCAUCUGGGAUGUACCUUGAGAUUAGGAAGUAGCUGUCAGACUAGUUUCCAGAGUCUGAAUGAACUACAGAUCAUCAAAUACAACGACUCUCCAAGAAGACCUGUUGCUUCGGGGGGAACACACCUCCCAGAGACUGCAAGGGAUGCUAUUACUGAACUGCCAGUUGAAACCAGCUCUUCCUCAGAAGGUUUGCUGUAUGCUCUGGGCUGUGAUGGGGAAACUGCAGAGCAAACUCAGACACAGCACUUACAAAUACAGCAGGCCUGAUGGACUUACAGAAGAGAGAGUUCAGAUUAAAGCGUCCCAAGAGUACAACCCUGCUCACGUGGAUGCCGUCUCUGUGGUUGCUACUCUGAACUCAGACCUUUGUGUCUCUGGAGGAAAAGACAAGACCGCUGUGGCCUACAAUUGGAAAACUGGACACAUGGUGAAAAGGUUCAGAGGACAUGAGCGGGAAAUCACUAAGAUAGCCUGUAUUCCCAAAUCAAACCAGUUUUUCAGCGCCUCUCGAGACAAGACAGUCAUGAUGUGGGACCUGCAGGGCUCCUCCCAGCCCAGACAGCAGCUCUCUGGCCAUGCUAUGGUAGUCACUGGCUUGGCUGUAAGUCCAGACUCAUCACAGCUGUGCACCGGCUCUCGGGACAACAGCUUGCUUCUGUGGGAUCUGGGUACUGGACAGUGUGUGGAGAGAGCGUCUAUCUCCAGGAACCUGGUCACUCACUUGUGCUGGGUCCCCAGAGAGCCAUAUGUACUCCAGUCCUCAGAGGAUAAGACCAUCAGGUUAUGGGAUAGUCGGGGGCUUCAGAUGGCUCAUAUGUUUCCCACAAAGCAGCAGAUCCAGACCCACUGUGAUGUCAGCGUGGACGGACACACGUGUAUCUCCUGCAGCAGCGGCUUUGGGGGUGAAGGCUGUGAAGCCACAUUAUGGGACCUAAGGCAGACAAGAGACAGAAUGUGUGAGUAUAAAGGGCAUUUCCAGACAGUUGCAUCCUGUGUCUUUCUACCAAAAUCCAUGGCCUUGAUGCCUAUGAUUGCUACCUCAGCACAUGACUCUACGGUGAAGAUCUGGAACCAAGAUACUGGAGCCUGCCUUUUCACCUUGUCCCUGGAUGGAUCAGGACCCUUGACCUCCCUGGCUGUUGGUGAUAUCACUUCCUUGUUAUGUGCCAGUUUCUACAAAGGAGUUCAUUUACUCAGAGUGGACCACAGCCGAGGGCUGGAACUUCAGGAAGUGGCAGCCUUCUGAAGCCAAGACAUUGACUGGACAAUAUCAAACCAUGGCCCUUCUUUUCUGUGUGGCUUUGUGUUUUUCCACAUGAUAUUGGGAAGUGGGGUGCAGGGCUGGUGUUCUUUUCUUAGGGCCACUUAGAAGGCAUGUUAGGGUUAGAUGUUGGUUCAAGUCCAGUGAUUCAAAAAUCAGGGUGUUUAUCUUGUUUGUUUGUACCAGGAUCACUCUAUGGCCCAGGCUGGCCUUGAGCUCAUAGCAACCCUCCUGCCUCAGUCUCCUGACUGCUGGAAAUAAAGGUAUGAGCCAGCAUGCCCAAGAAAAUUCAGGUUUAGAAACAUGGACUCAAUAUAAAGUUCUUGAUCUCAGGUAAAUCUGAAUGGAGUUUUUAGUGAGCUUUUGGGACUACUCUUCAAAACAAAUGUACUUAUUGCUCAAGAUGAUGAGUUGGAGGCCUCUGUGAGAAUGAAAACAUGGGCUGGGGUCAUGACUUUCUCCAUGUCUUCAUGAAGGACAAAUGUUUCAAGACAGAUCAAGCUGGUAGUAGUGUUGUCUCAUAGAGGAAGUGUAUGGUGGACAGUGAGAUUAAACGCAGUCACCCCAAAGCCACUUAGGGCCAGGGAGUACAAGCCCUGGCUUUGUCCUGGGCAACAGAACAGGAGGUAGGAACUCCCACCAUCUACCUUUCUGGGCCAGUGUUGCCCAGGGGUCAUGAAAGCAAUCACAAGGACACUGCCCCAUAUUAUAGGAGUUAUUAAGCCUGUCCCAUGUACCAAAAAGCAGAGGGGAUGGGAGACUAUGGCCAAGAGAUAAUGCAUUUGUAAUUUGAAUAUUUUUAUUCAUAUAAAAAACAUUACACACCCACAUUCUCCCUACCUCCCACUCCUGGGGAUGGCCAGAGGCAAGAAGUCAUCUCUGGAACAUAGAACGAGGAGCACAGAGGGAUGACUGCCUUUAUAGCUGCUGGCCCCUGUCUGUCUGUGUUCAGGGCUGGCCACCAUUUUCUCUCUCCCUCCUGCUAUCAGGGUCAGAGGGAGAGUGUGUUCUUGAAGGCAUGACCUGAGUGAAGUUCCAUGGGGGCUUACCUUGAGAAAGUUAUGAAAUCUCCGGUUCCUCACAUGUAAUAUGGUACUCAGUGUCAGGACAAGCUACCAGGGAGUCAGUCACUCAUUAUCUUGUCUGGACUGAAUGCUCUUUCAUAAUAAACAUUUACCAUUCCUUCA